GAUCCCUAAUACCGACACACAAUGGUAUUGGUAAGGUCAAUAUGGGCCGCGCUGGCUGUGGCGGCGGCUUCGUCUGGGCUCGCAUCGACAAGUGCCUCGCCACCAGUCGUUGCGUGGCUACGAACGGACUGGCAAGCGCCUUCAUUACUACUUGACACACUUGAUUUCGUUCACCAAGAGGGAGGCCCGGUCGUGUUUGUGUACCUGUCGUCACUCAUCUCUUCGGGCAAGUUAUCGGAAAUCUCCCAUGCCUCAGAUCACCAAAGCUAUAAAGUCAUCUUGGAGAGCUUGGAUACGGUUGUCCCUGCACAGCGCACGGCGGAAGAUGUCUCGACGCCUGCCAGUGCCUUCGUUUCCCUCUUGAAGCUUGCAUUAGCGACGCGGAGUCACGCUCCCGGCAUACAGGCGCAAUAUCGGCUUUAUUCUGACGAGGUCCUCCUGGGCCACAGGAACAGCUCUGAGAAGACUUUUGAUGAGAGUUGCGAGUCAUGGAUGGAUUGGUAUGGGGCGCAAAUCUGUACGCCGGAAGGACUGCAGGAGCGGAUGCAGGCUGGAAGUUCAAGCAGGCGCAGCCCAGAACCGAUCGUAUACCCUUUCGACAAGGUCUUGCGUCUUACUGAAGAUGCGAAUAUUCCGACCAUCAUCUUGUACGCGGACGUAUUCUCGUCCACUUUCGAAGCACUGCACAAAGUCUUGCACGAGAUGGCAUCGAAACAGCAAAUCGUGUACGUUUUGAGGUAUAAGCCGCGGCUUCUGACGUCUGAAAAGCCUUUGAUGGUGGCCGGGUACGGCGUCGAGCUCGCGCUGAAAAGUACAGAGUACAAGGUCCUGGACGACCGUGAUGUCAAGCAAGAGAAAGGCUCGUCUGAAGAGGUAACGGGUAGCAAAACCCGCCCAGAUGAUGACGAUAUCUUGCGAGAGAUCCCUCCCCGUACGGUUCCCUUGCAUGCGAAUGAGACAAGAGCCCUGGGCUUCCAGACCACGCAGUUCAUUCUUGGGUCGUCCAAUCCGCUGAAAAGCCUGGUCGACAUCUCGCAGAACUUCCCCAAGUUUGCGCACCUGUUGAAGGACACGAAACUGGAUGAUGCAGUGGUCGCGGAGCUACGUCAAAACAUGCCGAAACUCGCGGGAAUCAAGAAUCGCAUGUGGAUCAACGGGCUGGAGAAGGACUUGGUUCACGUCGAUAUCUUCAGUGUGCAGCGAACCUUACGCGCAGAAUUGGCCCUGAUAUCAUCCCUCGCGUCGCUCAAUAUUUCCUCCGGUCAGGCGUUGGAGCUCUUGACCACGCCUUUGACCGAAAAGGCCGAGACGGAAAUCACCUGGGGAGAUGCUUUCGACGUUCGAUCCGAUGCCGUAAUAUGGUGGAAUGAUCUCGAAAAGGAUAGUCGCUACAACCGCUGGCCGAAAUCGAUAAGCGAGAUACUGAGACCGUCGUACCCUUCGCAACUCAAAUUCAUUCGCAAAAACCUCGUGCAAGUUCUGUUCCGACUGGAUCUCAGCAAUCCAUCUCAUCUCGGUUUGAUGGUCCAAGCACUUCAAAUGAUUCCUCGUGAUAUUCCUCUGCGUCUUGGCAUAGCGCCCAUUGUGGAUGCUGAGAGUGAAACUUCGCCAGCUUCAGUCGCCGCUACUACUUUCUACCUUCUGAAGAGGACUACGUCGUUGAAGGCUAGCAAGGCCUUCAUCGAGCAGCUGUAUCUCGUCGGAUCUUCGUCAGGAACCAUCACAAUAAAGAACAUUGCGGACGCGUACUUCCAAAUCGCUGAAAAGAAACUGCAGCCGGAACUCUCAAAAUGGAUGGAUGAAGGGGCGGAAGGGGGAGGAUUGUUUGCUAAGCUCCAGCAGCUAGACCGCAAAACGGGAGUGUCAUUGGAACAGGGAGCGAUUUUUGCCAACGGAAAAUACAUUGACGUCGAUGAUACAUGGCAGCAAACCCUGGUAUCUACUUACAUGCAAAUGGUGGAAUACCUUUCCGUCCAGGUGUACGAAAGCAAAAUAACAGACACCACGGAUCUGUACGAAUACUUCAUGACGCUUCCAAAUGUGCACGCGAAACGCAGUCAGCUCGUCUUCGGCGCACCGCGGAUCGUCGAUCUGUUGCGAUGCGACGGUUGCGGCGUGCUGGAGAAGCUUGCAUGGUUGUCAUCAGGCCUUGAUAACAUCUCUAUGAUCUCGUUGAUUGUGAUGGCCGAUUUUACCACGGAGGCAGGACAACGUCUGGCUCGCGACGCGUACAUUUACAUGGACACUCAUUCGGACGUUCGCUUAUCGUUGCUGCACAAUGGAGCUCCGUAUCCCACUUCUGGCGCGUUCGUUGCCCAAGACCUGUCGCCCGUUCAAAGAAAGGAACUGGAGAGCAUCUUGCAUAAGCAUCAAGCGCUCACCUCGGCAAUGAAGAUCUUUGCGAAGAAGAUUGGCAUUGAUUUGGGAGAAUCCGGGAUUGUCGUUAACGGAAGGAUCGUGGGCCCUAUUGCAUCCACAAUAACUUUUGACGAAGAGGAUUUCCACCUUCUCGUCACCGCGGAACGAACGCACAGAAUAGAAGCCGUGGCCAAGAAGCUCACCAGUUUGUGGGCAACUGAUGUGGACUCAGAAGCUACAGCAGCAAGAAAGGCGGAUGGCAUUAUGAAGGUCACGUCUGCUUUGGGCGCGUUGAGUGUCCAGAGCAAUGAGGCCAGUAUAGAACAAGUACCAGCCCCUCGACUUACUCUGGACGCUUUCGCGGCAGUGGCGACCGAGAAGAGUGCCAUCAUUACUGGCGAUGUCAACACGGCGACGAUCCGUAUCUUCGCCGUGGUAGACCCGCUAAGCGAGGCAGCCCAAAAGACAUCUGCAAUUCUCCGCGUUCUGAGCACCCUGGAAGGCGUCUCCGUCACCAUCGUGUUCAACCCGGAGACCAAGGCCACUGAGAAGUUGCCCAUCACGAGAUUCUACCGCUAUGUGCUUUCUGCAGAGCCUGCCUUCAAUGGCGAGGGUGAACUUGUAGCGCCUACGGCCGAGUUCCAUGGUCUACCAACGGAGCCUCUCUAUACAUUGGGAAUGGACGUGCCGAACGCAUGGCUUGUUUUUCCGACCCGGUCUGAGCAGGAUUUGGAUAACAUCCGCUUGAAUAAAGUACAUGGGCCCGCUGGUGUUGAGGCUGAGUUCACCCUCGAGAACAUUUUGGUGGAAGGUCACGCCCGCGAAUUGCCUACAAACGGACCACCGCGAGGUUUACAGUUCCUUCUGGGCACGCCGCAGAAUCCUGCGCUCCUGGACACGAUUACCAUGGCAAACCUCGGAUACCUGCAACUCAAAGCCAAUCCGGGCAUCUGGGAACUCCGCCUCCGUGACGGCCGGUCAAAGGACAUAUACGAGAUCAGUUCGGUGUCGACGAGCUUCCAGGACAAGCUGCCUUCCGGACAAGAUCUUGAUACUGUCAAGGUCGUUGUCAACAGCUUUGAGGGCGUUACCAUCUUCCCUGUUGUGAGGAAAAAGGCUGGGAAAGAAAACGAAGAUGUUUUAGCUGUUGCGACCGUUGAGAAAAAGGAAGAAGCUCACGGUGCGGCGAAACUGUGGGGCAAAUUCAAGAGCACCAUCUUCGGGAACGGUGCUCCGAGCAACACGACCAUCAACAUCUUUUCUGUGGCAUCUGGACAUUUGUACGAACGCUUCCUCUCCAUCAUGAUGCUCAGCGUUGUCAAACAAACCAAGAAUCCUGUGAAGUUUUGGUUCAUUCGGAAUUUCUUAUCGCCAUCCUUUAAGGCUUUCAUACCUCAUCUCGCGGAGGCCUACGGGUUCGAGUACGAGCUUGUGACAUACAAAUGGCCGCAUUGGCUUCGUCAGCAAACGGAGAAACAAAGAACCAUUUGGGGGUACAAGAUCUUAUUCCUGGAUGUCCUCUUCCCGCUCGAUCUCGAAAAGGUCAUAUUCGUCGAUGCCGACCAGGUUGUUCGUACCGACUUGAUCGAACUUGUGGAGAUGGAUCUAGAGGGUGCCGUGUACGGUUACACACCUUUCUGCGAUGACCGAAAGGAGAUGGACGGCUUCAGGUUCUGGAAGAAUGGCUACUGGAAAGACCACCUGGCUGGAAAGCCGUACCAUAUCAGUGCGUUGUAUGUAGUGGACCUGAACCGCUUCCGCGAACUGGCUGCUGGUGAUCGUCUCCGUCAGCAAUAUCAGAUGCUGAGCGCGGACGCUGGGUCGCUCGCCAAUCUGGAUCAGGAUCUUCCGAACAAUAUGAACACCCGCAGCCAGAUCCCCAUUUUCUCUCUGCCGCAGGACUGGCUUUGGUGCGAGACGUGGUGCAGCGAUGCAUCUCUAAAAACUGCGAAAACUAUUGAUCUUUGCAACAAUCCUCUAACCAAAGAACCGAAGCUGGAGCGCGCACGACGCAUCUUGCCAGAGUGGGACGGUUUGGACAAGGAAGUGGCUGCUGUUGCAAAGAAGGCGGAAGGCAGGACCGCGGGCCCAUCGGCGACAUUGACCGCACUGCCAGCACGGACUUUCGAGGUCAAAUCCGCUGUGAAGGAUGAGCUGUAGUGAUGGCUGUAGAUAUCGCAUAGUCAUACAGUUAGCAUAUACAGGAUACGAAGGUCCCUGGAGAGUUUAUUUGCGAGCAACGCG
Messenger RNA from Fimicolochytrium jonesii, 4602 nucleotides. RefSeq names its product UDP-glucose:glycoprotein glucosyltransferase-domain-containing protein. The transcript is spliced from 26 exons. Bases 22 to 4518 code for a protein of 1498 amino acids. Gene Ontology annotation, cellular component: endoplasmic reticulum. Gene Ontology annotation, molecular function: UDP-glucose:glycoprotein glucosyltransferase activity. The record is from RefSeq and is a predicted model, not a curated record. NCBI's taxonomy places the organism in Eukaryota, Fungi, Chytridiomycota, Chytridiomycetes, Spizellomycetales, Powellomycetaceae.